Plasmodium yoelii is the source of this 894-nucleotide messenger RNA. Its product is annotated as conserved Plasmodium protein, unknown function. The record is from RefSeq and is a predicted model, not a curated record. NCBI's taxonomy places the organism in Eukaryota, Apicomplexa, Aconoidasida, Haemosporida, Plasmodiidae. The transcript has 14 exons. The coding region runs from base 1 to 894 and encodes 297 amino acids.
AUGGGAGAGUAUACAAAAAAAAUACCAAUUUUUAAUGAUUAUGAAACAAAAAAAGAUUUGCUGAAAUUUAUGUGUUUAAAAGAAAAUGAUGAUAAUAAAAAAAAUUUAAAGAAAAACAAUGAUGAUGUUAAGUUUAUAAUAAAAAAAAGAGAAACGAUGAAUGACAUUUUAAACCACCGUCCUGAUUUGAAUACUAGGACACAAAAAGAUAUAUUAUCUGAAAGAAAAGCAAUAUUAAAGGAAAAUAAUCUUGAAAACUAUUACCAACAUGAAAAGCAAUUUCCAUUUUUUGUUAAUAAGAUUGUAACUAAGCCGGAAGUCACAAAAAAUAUAAGGGCAGUACUAAACAACCCAUAUGAACUUGAUCAAACCACUAAAAUUCGAAUUUCUGAAGACAUCAAAACUAAAACUACACUAUUAGAAAGGAGAAAAAAUAUAUUUAUCAAAGAAUUAAGUGGAAAUAAUAUGAAUGAUGAUGAAGAAUAUAUAGAAAAGACAUGGUUUUUAGAUCCUGAAAAAAAUUACUUAGACGCAGUAAAAAAUAAAAACAAGUUGCUAACCCUAAAAAAUUAUGGAUUUGGGCAAGAAACUUCUGAUUAUAUAUUUUCAUAUCCUGACAUAAAAGCAAAAGGAAGAGGGGGAUAUGCUAGUGAAAUAAUUAAAUUAAAUACUAGACAAAAAACGAAUGAAAAAAAAAAAAAAUGGACUGUGGAAAAUAUAAGAGGCUUUCUUACAAAUAAAAAUCCUGGAAUAAGAGAGCCAAAAGGGGUUUUCCUUAUGCAAAACAGGUUGAAAUAUAUUAACAUGACAAGGGAUAGCCAUAAAUUGGACAAUUAUUUAAAAACAAAGCCCAAAAUCGUUUUGAGAUAUAAAGGAUUUCAAAAACAAAUUUAA